Messenger RNA from Malania oleifera, 3948 nucleotides. RefSeq lists its product as uncharacterized. The coding region runs from base 310 to 3726 and encodes 1138 amino acids. The record is from RefSeq and is a predicted model, not a curated record. Gene Ontology annotation, biological process: endocytic recycling; retrograde transport, endosome to Golgi. Gene Ontology annotation, molecular function: SNARE binding. Gene Ontology annotation, cellular component: EARP complex. Lineage: Eukaryota; Viridiplantae; Streptophyta; Magnoliopsida; Santalales; Ximeniaceae. The transcript has 25 exons.
GUCAUUACUAAUUGGUCAAUGCCCUGGCUUCUGAGAGAGGCAGAGCAGAAGCCCAACCCCGACGGUAGCAUUUCACUCCAUUAAUUCGUACCACCCAAAAUAACUACAACUACAAAGAGAAAUUUCGUCUCACAAAUUUCGAGCAGACCUGUAAGUCUCCCGUGAUCUCGACGCUCUCCCACAGCACCAUAAACAAAGACAACGGAAUCUCUUCGAUCCAAUCUCCACGGGGCCCAAAAAUCGAAGCAAAUUCUCGACGAUUCGCUAACAUGGUGUUUCCAUGCGCUGAUCUCGUAGUUCCAAGGUGAAAUGCAGGCUAAUCCGUUCCCGUUUGUGAGCUCCGUGUUCAAUCAAGUCCUGUUGAAUGGCGAUUUGAGCGAGGGGAUCGAGAGCCCCAGGGUUUUGUUCUUCCUUUCGUUUCUGUUCGCUCAGGGAGGCGGCAUGGAUUUGUCGAAGGUUGGGGAGAAGAUUUUGAGCUCGGUCCGGUCCGCCCGAUCGCUUGGCCUUCUUCCUUCUACUUCGGAUCGCCCCGAGGUUCCAGCUCGAGCUGCAGCAGCGGCAGCUAUUGCUCGUGCCCUUGCAGGGCUUCCUCCUCAUCAGAGGCAUAGUCUCCCCUCAAGUUCUGAAGAAUUGAGCUCGAUCUAUGGAAGCAGGCCUCAUGGCCAAGUAGUGGAGGAGCUAGAGGAAGACUUCUAUGAAGAGGAGUUUGAUCCAGUGAGGCAUGUUUUAGAGCAUAUUCCAUCUGAAGAAAAUGAACUGGCAUAUUUCGAGAGACAGGCCACUCUUAGAUUAGCACAAUUGGAUAGAAUAGCAGAACGUUUAUCACGCCACGUUAUGGAGCAUCAUGAAGAAAUGGUGAAGGGGAUGCAUUUGGUAAGGGAAUUGGAGAAGGACUUGAAGGUUGCAAAUGUCAUUUGCAUGAAUGGGAGAAGGUACCUAACCUCAUCAAUGCAUGAGGUUUCAAGGGAUCUCAUUGUCACUUCAAAUUCCAGAAAGAAAAAGGCUUUUCUGGAGAUGCUUCCAAUUUUAACUGAGCUUCGUCAUGCAUUAGACAUGCAAGUGGCACUUGAGAGCCAUGUUGAGGAAGGCAAUUACUUUAAGGCAUUUCAAGUCCUAUCAGAGUAUUUGCAGCUCUUAGAUAGUUUCUCUGAUCUUUCUGCAAUACAAGAGAUGAGCCGUGGUGUUGAGGUUUGGCUGGGGAAAACCCUUCAAAAGUUGGAUUCGCUUUUGUUAGGAGUGUGCCAAGAUUUUAAAGAGGAUAGCUAUAUAACUGUGGUGGAUGCGUAUGCUUUAAUAGGGGAUGUCUCUGGUCUUGGUGAAAAGAUACAAAGCUUUUUUAUGCAGGAAGUUCUUUCGGAAACCCAUUCUGUGCUGAAGAAUAUUGUGCUAGAGGAUCAUGAGGCAGGCAUGCAAAAUAACAGACUUACCUACAGUGAUCUAUGCCUUCGGAUACCUGAAUCAAAGUUUAGGCAGUGUUUAUUAAGGACACUAGGUGUCCUAUUUAGAUUGAUGUCGUCAUAUUGUGCAAUAAUGGUGUUUCAGCCAGAGAACAAGAUUUCAUUUUGCGAAGCGUCUAGCAUCAAAAAAGUGUCAAGCCACAUCUCUUCAUGCUCAGGAGAAGUUCAGCCAGUUAAUGCAGUAGAACGAAAUUCUGAUAAUUCACAAUUAGAUAAUAGCCUUCCCUCUGAAACAGUUGCAGAAAUGUCCAGUUCAUCUCAUACUGAGGAGUCUGCAUCAGCCAUAACUUCGGCUGAUGAUACUGGAAUUGUUGGCUCCACUUGUGCUGAUUCUCCUGAUCAACAAAAUGAAACAAGAAACAAUGGGACUGAAGCAUCUAGCAGCGGGUCCCCAUGGUAUCAGCUAAGGAAAGACGCUGCUGUGUUUGUUUCUCAAACUCUGCAGAGAGGGCGCAAAAAUCUUUGGCAACUUACAACUAGUCGCGUCUCAGUAUUGCUUUCUUCAGCUGCUGUGUGUUCAACAAGCAUUCAUCAAUUCUUGAGAAACUACGAAGAUCUAAAUAUCUUCAUCUUGGCUGGGGAAGCUUUCUGUGGAGUUGAAGCAUUUGAUUUCAGGCAGAAGUUGAAGGUUGUUUGUGAAAAUUAUUUUGUAGCUUUUCAUCGGCAAAAUAUAUGUGCACUAAAGAUGGUUCUUGAAAAGGAGAGUUGGCUGAAAAUGCCACCAGACACAAUACAAGUAAUCAGUUUUGCUGGCCUGGUUGGUGAUGGAGCACCUCUAAUUGUUUCUUCUAAUAGUAACUCUACGAAUGCCCGUCUGAUUCAUUCCAAUAGAUCAGCAGACGCUCUUGAAACUGUUGCCAAGAACAGUGGAUUUUCUUAUUGGAUUAAAAAUGGAAACCCAUUUUUUCUAAAAUUGACAUGUACUUCCAAAGAAUGUCAUACUACUUCCCUGCUUAAUGGGACAGGAAUCUCUGGAGAAACUGAUGGAAAUUGUAAUGAAAUGUUUCUUGGCGAUGCAUUCUCUCCAAGAAACAGUGAUGCAAAUAAGAUGAAUGGCAAUAGUUCUAUUUCAGAAGAUGAAAACGAAGAUCUUCUAGCAGAUUUUAUUGAUGAGGACAGUCAACUUCCUAGUCGGAUUUCUAAACAAAAUAUUCCAAGAAAUCACUCUUCUCAUUGUAAUGAUGAAGAGGUUACGGCUCAAACAGGAUCAUCUUUAUGCCUUUUAAGGUUGAUGGAUAAAUAUGCGAGGCUUAUGCAGAAAUUAGAAAUUAUAAAUGUUGAAUUCUUUAAGGGGAUAUGCCAGUUGUUCGAGGUCUUUUUUCAUUUUGUGUUUGAAACAUUUGGUCAUCACAACACCCAUCCUGCUGGAAAAGGCUUACCUUGCUCUCUUAAUUAUCGGUUGAAAACAGCCUUAUCAAGAAUUGCACAAGACUGUGAUCAGUGGAUAAAACCCCAGUUGGUCGUAUCAUCUUCUUCCUCUUCACCCACUGCAUUGAAUUCUUCCUUUGCACAUAUGGAUCUGAUGCCUACCAGUCCAUCCAGUACAGCUUACAGCCACUUGCCAGGCACAUCAUUCAGCCUCAAGGAAAGAUGUGCGGGAGCUGACACUAUAUUUCUUGUUGCUCGAAUAUUGCAUAGAUCCAAAGCUCAUCUACAAUCAAUGCUUCUGCAGAACAGUGUUGCUAUAGUUGAAGAUUUCUACAGGAACUUGGUGGAUGCUGUACCGGAUCUUAUCGAGCAAAUUCAUAAGACCACUGGGAGAUUACUUCUCCACAUUAAUGGGUAUGUUGAUAGGAUAGCUAAUGCUAAAUGGGAACUAAGAGAACUUGGACUAGAGCAUAAUGGGUAUGUUGAUUUGUUAUUGGGGGAGUUUAAGCAUUAUAAAACGAGACUGGUCCAUGGAGGAAUCCGCAAGGAGGUUCAGGACCUCCUCCUAGAACAUGGACUUGACAUUGUUGCAGAAACUCUCAUUGAAGGCUUGUCUCGAGUGAAGAAAUGUACUGAUGAGGGACGGGCUCUCAUGUCAUUAGAUCUUCAGGUUUUAAUUAAUGGCCUACAACAUUUCAUCUCUGUAAAUGUGAAGCCAAAGCUACAAGUUGUUGAAACUUUCAUCAAGGCUUAUUACCUUCCUGAAACUGAAUAUGUGCACUGGGCACGAGCUCAUCCGGAGUACAGUAAAAAUCAGAUUACAGGGCUGAUUAACCUGGUGGCGACCAUGAAAGGUUGGAAGCGAAAAACCAGGUUGGAAGUACUGGAGAAGAUCGAGUGAAGCAACCAGCACAGUAUGUUUGUGCUUCAGUUGAUGGCAUCUGUCUCGGUUAUAUAAAAUCCUGCAUUUUUUUCCUAAUAUUUUUGUUCUGUGCGAGUUAUGUAAAUCUAUUUGGCCCAAUUUGUGCAGAUUCAGCAUUUCAAGGUUGUAUGUAUAUAACUCCCCUUCAGAGGAAACAAUUAAUUUUUGGAUUUUGUCAUGCAAGAAAUGAAGUUUCAAUUA